AUGUUUGGGGGCGGUGGUGGCGUGGGGGUGAGCAGCGCGGGCGGGAGCGGGGUGGGCGAGCGGCUGUCGGGGAUGUGGAAGAACGCGAAGGUGUCGGUCGGGAUCGAGCAGCCCGAGGAGCGCUCGAUGUUGCAGCGGCUCGAGGACGCCACCACGCUGGACAGCACCUCGAGGAUGUACGGGUUCGGUUUCUGCUUCGUGUUCGGGCUCAUCAUGAUGGGGCUGGCAGUGCUCUUCAUCUGGACGUUCAACAUCCGGAAGUUCGCGCUGGCGUUCACCCUCGGCAACCUCCUGCUCGUCGCGUCGACCAUGUUCCUCAUGGGGCCCGUCAAGCAGAUCCGCUCGAUGAUGGACAAGGGCCGCAUCUACGCGACGGGCGCGUUCUUCGGCUCCAUGGCGCUGACGCUCUUCGUGACCCUCAAGCUGCAGUCGUUCAUCCUCGCCGUGCCGUGCGUCGUGGUCGAGGUGCUCGCGCUCCUGUGGUACUGCGCCUCCUACAUCCCCUUCGGACAGUCCGUGCUCCGGUCGAUCUUCUCGCGCUGCAUGGGCGGCAGCUGCUUCGGGGAGGACAGCCAGGUCUGA
Messenger RNA from Pedinophyceae sp. YPF-701, 582 nucleotides. The record is from the annotation of a GenBank genome assembly. NCBI's taxonomy places the organism in Eukaryota, Viridiplantae, Chlorophyta, Pedinophyceae.